Musca vetustissima is the source of this 1659-nucleotide messenger RNA. RefSeq names its product 2-hydroxy-7-methoxy-5-methyl-1-naphthoate--CoA ligase-like. NCBI's taxonomy places the organism in Eukaryota, Metazoa, Arthropoda, Insecta, Diptera, Muscidae. Bases 1 to 1659 code for a protein of 552 amino acids. The record is from RefSeq and is a predicted model, not a curated record. Gene Ontology annotation, molecular function: CoA-ligase activity. The transcript is spliced from 3 exons.
AUGCCUGAAGAAUAUAUUAAAGUGGUACAAGAUCCCCAAACGAAAAUAUGGAAAUCUGUAAAUUAUCCAUAUGGCGAUAUUGCGAAAUUGUCAAUUGGCGAGAAAUUCCUGCAAACAAUGCGUUCCGUGGAUCCAAAUAAAAUUAUUGAUCAUUUCUAUGAUACAAAUACAACAAAAACAGCCAAAGAUGUCUACGAACAAUCGAUAUUAAUUGCCAUUAAUUUGCAACGUUUGGGCAUCAAGAAGGGAGACUGUGUCAUUUUCUAUUCAAUGAAUAACGAAUGGGUAGCUGUGCUGUCGCUGGGUUGCAUUUUAAUUGGUGCCUUACCGAACUAUUGUGAGGUACAUUUGGAUGAGGAAUCGACAACUGGUUUAUUUGAUCUCCUCGAAGCCUCAGCAAUUUUCUAUGAAGAAAAAUAUCUCAAGAAAAUUCAAGGAUGUCUAGCCAACUCCAAACAUAAAAAUUACCCACAGUUAAUAGUCAUCAAUGGUGAACAGCAACCAAAUGUCAAAAAUGAUUUACUAAAACAACCAGAACACCCCAUAGAUUUCGAUAACUUUAAAAGUGUAGAAAUCAAAGACACCCGCGAUGAAAUAGCCAUCUUAGCCUUGACAUCCGGUUCAACAGGGCUACCAAAAAUUGUACAAAUCACCCAUGCCCUAAUGUUACAUGGCAUUACCAUUUGGUGGGAUAAUGAUGAAAAUUACGCCCCCUUGGAUGAAAAUUCGGUGGUCUUCUCUUUCAGUCCCCUGCGAUGGAUAAGUCAAGUAGCUGUAAUGUUACAAUCAAUGUUAUUUGGCAUAAAGCGCGUAAGUUCGUGUGGUGCGCCCACUGGAGAAUAUGGUUUUGCAGUUCUACGCAGUAGUGGCAUUACACAUUUAUUUGUGGCACCCUCGAUCUACCAUGAAAUUCUAUUACAAUUGGAUGAAAACGAUAAGGAAAGUUUAAAGAGUAUUCGCAGUAUACAACUGGGAGGAGAGCCGGCAUCAAAAGUCAUCUUGGAAUUAUCCAAGAAACAUGCAGUGAAUGCAAAGAAUUUCCAUUGUUAUGGUAUGACCGAGAUGAGUACGGUGAUCACUAAUGAUAUAUAUAUAAAUGGUGGCAAACCAUUACCCGGUUAUGAGGUACAAAUAUUGGAUGAUCAAUGUCGGCCAUUGGUUGCUAAUCAACCGGGGCAAAUUGCUUUGAGACCACCAUACCCAUUAAAGGGUUAUAAAUCGCUAGAUAAUUCGGUGUAUUACAAUGAGCAGGGACUUUUCGUUAAUGGUGACUAUGGGUUGAUCGAUGAACGGGGAAGAUUGCAUGUUUUGGCUAGAUAUAAGGAUUUAAUUAAAAACAAUGGUGAAGUGAUCAUACCCAAUGCUUUGGAAUAUAUCGCAAUUAAUAUACCCGAGAUUUAUGUUGCCCGCAUGGCUGGUUAUUGCAAGACACCAAAUGAUCCCAAUGAAGUUGCAGCUUUUUUCGUUGUUCUCAAUUCAAAUGUCACUGCUAGCCAGAAUGAAAUUUCGGCGAAAAUUAUGGAUGCCAUAAAACCCCAUCUCAAUGAGAGACAAUUGGCAAUGAUUGAGAAAAUUUAUUUCGUGGACUCAAUACCAUUGACAACAUGUGGCAAGGUGGAUCGUGUGGCCUUGAGGAAAUUGGCUGCAUGUAAAGCAUGA